CCCCGGCCCCGCGCCUUUAAGGCUGCGGCACCGGGGCCGCGGGGGGGAGCGGCGGCGGGCGCGGAGCUCGCCCUGCCCGCCGAGCGGCUCCCGGCGCCGGGAGGCCGAGCGCUCCGCCGCCGCCGGGCCCCCGCCGAGGGGGCGGGCUGCGCCCGCCGGGUUUAAGUGCGGCCGCGGCCGGCGCGGAGCCGCUUCAUGCGCGGGCGGGGCGGCCGGGACAGCGGCUCCGAGGGGGGAUCCGCCGCCGCGGCCCCGGCAGCAUGAGGCGGGCGCGCCGCUGAGCCGGCCCCGGUGCAGGACCGGGGACGCGCCAUGACCUCGGCGCGGGAGGCGGCCGGUUCCCCCCCGCUGCCCGCCGCGGGCGAGGAGCGCCGCCGGGGCGCCCUGGACCAGCUGCCGCCGCCCGCCAACUCCAACAAGCCGCUGACCCCCUUCGGCAUCGAGGACAUCCUCAGCAGGCCCUCGGGCCGCAGGGCCCCCCCCGGGCACGGCGCGCCCCCGGCCCGGCUCCCGGACAAGGCGGCGGGGCCCGGCGCGCCCCGUAACGGCGUGUGCGCCCCGUCCUCGCCGCUUUGCGCGCUGGAGGAGCUCGCCAGCAAAACUUUCAAGGGGCUGGAGCUGAACGUGCUGCAGGCGGCGGAAGGUCGGGAGCCGCUGGGCGCCUUCGGGCACCGCCCGGCCUCCAAGAAGCGGCGCAAGUCGCGGACGGCGUUCACCAACCAGCAGAUCUACGAGCUGGAGAAGCGCUUCCUCUACCAGAAGUACCUCUCCCCGGCCGACCGCGACCAGCUGGCGCAGCGGCUGGCGCUGAGCACGGCUCAGGUCAUCACCUGGUUCCAGAACCGCCGCGCCAAGCUCAAGCGCGACCUGGAGGAGAUGCGCGCCGACGUGGCCUCGCUGCAGGCGCUGCCCCCCGCCGCCCUCGAGCAGCUGGCGGCGCUCCCCGAGCCCCCCCGCGCCCCCCCCGCCGCCGCCCCCGCCGCCGGCCCCGAGCCGCCGCCCGCCGCCGAGCUCUCGGAGGAGGAGAUCGACGUCGGGGACUGAGGCGGCGGGGCCGGGCCGGCACCGGGAACUGACCGCGGGCCGCCGCCGGAACGGGGCGGCCGCGCUGCCCCCCGCCCCCGCGCCGGGGGCUUUGGUGCAAUUUCUCUUUUUUGUCUUUGUUCUUUUUUUUUUUUUUUUUUAAUUUUAUUUUCUAUCGUGUCUGUCCCGUCGGUCCGUCCGCGAGGCCCGGGCCGCCCCGCGUGUAUAUAUUUUGAAUAAAGGAGACACCUUAUUAACGAG
Molecule: messenger RNA, 1284 nt
Organism: Anas platyrhynchos (mallard)
Lineage: Eukaryota; Metazoa; Chordata; Aves; Anseriformes; Anatidae
Gene: LBX2
Product: ladybird homeobox 2
Biological process (GO): regulation of transcription by RNA polymerase II
Cellular component (GO): nucleus
Molecular function (GO): DNA-binding transcription factor activity, RNA polymerase II-specific; sequence-specific double-stranded DNA binding
Source: RefSeq, a predicted model, not a curated record